Messenger RNA from Pogona vitticeps (central bearded dragon), 2599 nucleotides. The record is from RefSeq and is a predicted model, not a curated record. NCBI's taxonomy places the organism in Eukaryota, Metazoa, Chordata, Lepidosauria, Squamata, Agamidae.
CGACAGGCUUAUAGGCCCCUUCCAACUUCAUUAUUCUAUGAUCGAUUGCCUGAAUCUUUACUUUCUGCAAAGAAGUCAAAAUAAAUACAUGCGAUUACGGAGGCGCGGGGGAACAGCACGAUUCGUUGCCCGUGCAGAAUUUGUUUUCUCUCCCCAGGCCGAUUUGGUGACAAUCCCAUGUCCACUUCACAGCUGAAGAACCGGCCCUUAUACUGUACUCGAGUUUGCAGUGCUGUUCCUUCUCCCCACCUUCUAUAUAUGUACCUCGUUAGUCAGCCUCCCUCUUUUCUCCCUUUCCUUCCCAAUCUCUUCAAAUAAGCAACCAAUCAGCAAGAAGCCUCCGGGCCGUCGGGGAGUGGCUUGGAACGACUCGGUUCGACGACAGCUAUAUAAGGGUGCCAAAGGAGAGCGGGAAGUUGCCGCGGGCGGAGGGAAAUACUCGCGAGAGUUGGCAGGCGGGGGGCUGGGGUACGUCUGGAACCGCCGCGCUUUCUCACGUGGAGGGUUUCAGAAAACAACACCCCCUCAGGAGAAACAUAGUUUCUUGCUGACUUGCAGCCAGGUCGUUGUAAUCUACAAUUGCUCGCAAAGGGGUGCGUAACCCACUUAGUUAAUCCGAGACCUUCUUGCGCUCCCGCUUUUCAGGCACAUUUCUUCACUAGCGGCUCCCUCGUGCUGCUUCCGCGGAGCUACCCACAGGCACCGCUGUGUAUAGCCCGGCAGUCGGGAGCGGGGCCCCGGCAUCGAGGAAAGCCGAGGCGGUCUUUCCUUGCCAUCAGAACCAUUCAGGUGUGCUCCUUGAGGAAUUGCAAGGGAGAGCGUAAGAGAGUCCUUUUGGUUUUACUUCCGAGGAAGCCUGCCUGAAGCCCACUAAAAACGGCGAAGAGCCUGCCCUCAGCCUCCCCUCCCUCGCCUUUGCUCUCGCUCUCUUCUUCUUCUUCUUCUCCUCUCAGGUGUCGCCCGCCGCCGCCGCCGCGAUCCCGUCGCCCGCAGACUAGAGCGAGGCAGGGAGGCUCGUGCCCGCCCCUUUCCCCUCCCAUUUGGUUCAUUAGCGGCGCGAGGAGGGAGCUGCUCUGGGGGAUUUGUUCUGUGUUGUGAUUACCUGCGCAGGAUCGGGCUCGGAAGCGAGAAUUCGCCCGCGCAGCGGAGACUGCGGAGCCUGCCUGAGGAAAGCCCUCCCUGCGCCUCCCAAGGUGUACCGCUGAUUAGCGUUGUUUAGUUAAUAUGAGGCGGGAGGGCAAACCUUUCCACCUCUAAGUCGUGUCUGCGGGAGUUUAGAACAGAAACGGGGGUGGGAGGGGGAGAAGGCACUUUAGUGUGUGUGUGUGUGUGUGUUUUUCCUCCUCCCACAUGCAUGCAAUUUAACCUCCAUCGGAGUCCAUCCUUCCCUUCCCCGUAUCACAAAGUCCGUUGGGCUUGAGGGCAAGAAGGCGGCGUGCGGAGCUCUUGCUCCUGACCGCGCCAGGCUUUCCUCUCUCGGCGAGGGAGCGACCGAGCGAGCAGGCAGGCAGGCAGGCAGGCAGGCAUGCAGUCGCGGCUUCUGUGAUAGGCGGACAUCGGCGGUCGCAAUGCAGUUUCGUGCAGGCGGCGGCGGCGGCGGCGAAAGCGAGGUUUUGAAAGGGGCGCAGCGCGGGGCUGGUGGCGGCGACGGCGGCUGCUGCUGCUGUUCUUGCUGUUGCGUCUAGCCCGGCGGGGACGGGAUUCCAGCAUGUUGUGCAGGAGACCCGGCGAGAGGAGAAGACAGACCAGCAGGCACUGAAGCGCGCAGGGCUGGGCUUGUCGAUCCGCCCGUCUGGCAGCUGACUUCACAGUGAUUCGGCUUUACCUUGGAAGGGGGUGUCCAGCCUAGGACCCUUGGGAUUGGCAUCUCCGCCCUGCCCUCGGAAAGACUGCUGCCAAGCCGACUUCGCUUGUGGAUCGGGUGUGACAUCAGCUUCCUUUCGCUUCGAUCGGGGAUUUAGAUUCUGCUUGGGACUUCUGAGACCUUGGAAGAGGAGGAGGGGUUUCUCGUCUCUUCUGCUUUCCCUUCUGUCGGGAGGGUGAAGUUCUCCACGGUUUGGGGGCCUUCUUUUAAAGAAACCGAGAUCGGUGGCUGCUUUGGGGGACCCCGUGGCGGCAGAGAGGAAACGAUGAAGCUGCUGGUCGCGCUGGCUCGGCUCAGCCUGGUGGGGCUGGUUCUGCUGCUCCAUCUCAGGGAGGCGGCGCCGCAGCCGUGCCCGGGUCAGUGCUCCUGUUCGGGUAGCACCGUGGACUGUCAUGGGCUGGCGCUGCGGAGUGUCCCGAGGAACAUUCCACGCAACACCGAGAGGCUGGAUCUUAAUGGAAAUAAUAUCACAAGGAUCACGAAGACUGAUUUUGCUGGUCUGCGGCAUCUUCGAGUUCUUCAACUCAUGGAAAACAAGAUUAGUACAAUUGAGAGAGGAGCAUUCCAGGACCUGAAAGAGCUGGAGAGACUGCGUCUAAACAGAAAUAAUCUUCAGCUUCUCUCUGAGUUGCUGUUUCUGGGAACACCAAAACUCUACAGGCUGGAUCUCAGUGAAAACCAGAUUCAUGCCAUUCCAAGAAAGGCUUUCCGUGGAGCUGUGGAUAUUAAAAAUCU